Humulus lupulus (European hop) is the source of this 3303-nucleotide messenger RNA. RefSeq lists its product as uncharacterized. The transcript has 4 exons. The coding region runs from base 1 to 3303 and encodes 1100 amino acids. NCBI's taxonomy places the organism in Eukaryota, Viridiplantae, Streptophyta, Magnoliopsida, Rosales, Cannabaceae. The record is from RefSeq and is a predicted model, not a curated record.
AUGGAUCGUCAUUGGAUAAAUAUACCAAAUAAACUUUCAGCAGAAUAUGCUGCUGGAAUGAAUGAAUUCAUUAGUGUUGCAAGACACUCCAUGGACUCCAAUGGGAUGGUUCUAUGCCCUUGUUGUCGAUGCGUGAAUAAGAAAUCACAAUACAUGCAUGUGAUAAAGUUGCACUUGAUCACUCAUGGAUUUCUUAGUACUUACACAAGGUGGUAUCACCAUGGUGAGCAAGUAGAGGAAGUAGAAGAUGAUGGAUUAUUUGAUACUGAGGAUAAUGUCGAAGAUAUUGAUCAGAGUGAUGAUUUGGCGGCAGGUCUUCAUGAUGCUAUUGGUAGUAAGUAUUUUGACAUUGGUCCAACUAGUGACUUCAAUGAUGAAUCUCCACUUAAUGUGGAUGACAAGUAUGAUGCAUUGUUUGAGUCCCUUCAUAAGCCUUUGUACAAUAAUUGUAAAGGUUUCUCUGUCUUAAGCGCGACGGUGAAGUUGAUGAAUCUCAAAGUGCUUAACAAAUGGACAGAUAAAUCAUUCGACGGUCUUUUGGAGUGUUUGAGAGAGAUAUUGCCCGAGGGUAAUCAGUGCCCAGGGAAUUAUUACCAGACGAGGAAGCUUCUUUGUGAGGUGGGCUUAGGCUAUGAGCAAAUUGAUGUUUGUCAAUACGAUUGUGCAUUGUUUUAUGGUGAGAAUGCAAAUGCAGUGUCAUGUCCUGUAUGCAAGUCUAGUCGUUAUGUACGAAAUCAAAUCCCACAUAAACGACUUAGAUGGUUCCCAAUCAAGGCACGACUUAAGAGAAUGUUUAGUUCGAAGCACACUUCUAAAGAUAUGCGAUGGCAUAAAGAGGUACGAAAAAAUGAAGCUGGGAUUUUACGUCAUCCUGCUGAUGGGGAUGCUUGGAAGCAUUUCGACAAUGUGUAUCCUGACUUUGCAGCUGAUUCUAGGAGUGUACGAAUGGGGUUGACGUCAGAUGGGUUUAACCCUUUCUCUAAUAUGACAUCAACCUAUAGUUUGUGGCCAGUGAUAUUAAUUCCGUACAAUAUGCCACCUUGGGCUUCUCCUAAUGGAACAAACUAUCUCAUGUCUUUGUUAAUUCCAGGCCCUAAAUCUCCUGGAAAAGAUUAUGAUGUGUUCUUGAGGUCAUUAAUUGAAGAGCUUAAAGAGUUAUGGGAUGGAGUCAAUGCAUAUGAUUUGUAUGGUCAAUGCAUGUUUAAACUUGGAGCUGCAAUCUUGUGGACAAUUAGUGAUUUUCCUGCUUAUGCAUACUUGUCUGGGUGGAGCACUGCUGGUAAAUUAGCAUGUCCUGUUUGUCUUGAAGAUACAAGAUCUAGAAGAAUAACUGACAAACAAUGUUUCAUGGGACAUCGAUGUUAUUUGAAAAGAAACCAUUCUUGGAGAAAAAGUAAAGAAUAUGAUGGAUCUACUGAAUUACGUGGCCCUCCUAGAACUUUUACUGGUGACGACAUUUUAAAGCAAUUGGAUGAAAUUCCUAUUCAUACCCCUGGUAAAGCACCAAGUAAUUCUUCUAGAAAACGUAAGCGUGGAGAGAAAGAGCUGCAUUGGUGUAAAAGAAGUGUUUUGUUUGAAUUGCCAUACUGGUCAAAGCUCUUGCUGCGUCACAAUCUUGAUGUGAUGCAUAUAGAGAAAAAUGUAUGUGAUAACAUUAUUGGAACACUUUUAGACAUUGAAGGUAAAUCGAAAGACACUUUAAAAGCUCGUAAGGAUUUACAAAAUCUUAAUAUUCGUGAAGAGCUUUGGCUGAAGAAGGACCUAUCUAAUAACAAGCUUGAAAAACCUUAUGCUAGUUACACUUUGACGAGAGAAGAAUGCAAAGAUUUUUGUAAAUUCAUUCAAAGUGUUAGAUUACCGGAUGGAUAUGCUUCGAAUAUUAGUCGAUGUGUAACAGAUAAUGACAAACUAGGAGGAAUGAAAACUCAUGAUUGUCAUGUUUUACUUCAUAAGAUAUUACCAGCUGCAUUACUUCCUUUUCUGACAGACAACAUUCGUGGUACUUUGAUUGAACUCUGCCAAUUCUUUCAAAAAAUUUGUGCAAAAACAUUACAAAUUUCUGACAUAGAAGAAUUGAGAGAUGGAAUUGUAAUAAUUUUGUGCAAGUUGGAAAAGAUAUUUCCCCCAUCAUUUUUUACCAUAAUGGUUCAUCUUUGUGUUCACCUACCCGAUCAAGUGUUAUUAGGUGGUCCAGUUGCUUCGAGAUGGAUGUUUGGGACAGAACGCCAUAUGGGUUUAUACAAGAAAUAUGUGAGAAACAUGUCUCGGCCUGAUGGUUCAAUAGCAGAAGCUUUUGUUGUAGAUGAAGCUGUAACUUUCUUGUCAAGAUAUGUUUCUAACAUAGAGACAAGAUUCACAAGACCCGAGCGUAAUUGGGAUAUACCUUCUCCAAAUCAUAAGUUAGAUGUUUUCAACUCCAAUGUUCGUCCAUUAGGGGCAUCUACUAUCAAAUUGCUUCAAAAUUGGAGACAAGUCGUUCAAUGGUAUAUAUUGAACAAUUCUGUAGAUGAUAUCCAACAUUUUAUCGAUGAUCAUAUAAAGUUGUUGGAAGAAAAAGGUCUUUCAGAUUCAGAAGUUGCCUUAGAGCACAAAGAACAAUUUCCUUCUUGGUUUAAGAAUAAAGUGUCUCAAAUGCGAGUUCAAAAAUCACCUCUUGCCAAUGAUGAUUUGUACUCUUUAUCUCAAGGUGAUCAUGACAAUAUUAAUAUCCUAUACUAUGGUGCCUUGAUUGAGAUUUUGCAGUUGUCAUUCGUUUUAGAUCGGAAGGUGUUCUUAUUUCGUUGCAAGUGGUAUAACUCUAAUCCAAAAGGUAGAUCAAUUGUUGUGGAACAUUAUUUGACUUCCAUCAAUACAUCUACUGAUUGGUAUUCUAAUGAACCAUUUAUCUUGGCAACUCAAGCACAACAAGUUUUCUAUUUGCUUGAUAUGAAGCGUGGUUCAAAUUGGCGGAUUGUUCAAAAAGUAAAUCAUCGAUCUAUUUAUGACAUUCCUGAAAUUAUGGAAGAGACAGUAAAUAAUGAUGUGUUUCAAGAAGAAGAAUCAUUUCAAUUGCCACCUUUUCAACCAACUGAGGAUUUCAUUGAAAGUUCGUCUUUAGUUCGAUUAGAUGUUCCUUCUGUAACUCUUUCAGACCAACUUGUUGUUGAUUUAUUUUUAAACCAAAAUCAAAAUGUUGACAAGGAUAGUGACUUAGAUGAAGAUUUUGAUGAAGGAAAUAUAUUCUCUAAUAAUGAAACAUUUCUCUCAAGUGAUGACACCAAAAGUUAUACAGAAUCAGAAUGUGAUGAUGAUGCAGAUUCUUAA